GUAUAUACAGUACAGUAAGUUACAACAGCUUAUCAUAUACUACCGUUAGUGCCAGUCGUGCUCGGCGCGAAGCGUCUCACGGCGGCAAGGCACAUGAUGUGUGAUGAGACCUCCAUCGAGUGCUAGAACUGCUGAUAGGCCUUUUUAAGUGAUUUUUGAGCCAACUUCUCCCAGGUUGUUGUCUUGCUAUCAGCUUGCAUCUAUCUACCAUUAGCUUCCUAGCGCCUCUAGAUACACCAUGCUUGACCAAAAUCACAUCGUUACAUCUGAUACAACAUCGGGACACGAUGUAGUGUCGUCCCUCGUUUCAAACAAAGAUGCGGGCGGCCACGAUGGCUCUCCGGAGCGCGAUUCCGAGUGUGGUUGUAAUUCCACGCCGCUUGGUUCAAGACCACCAUUCGCAGGAAUAUCUCGAGAGAGACUCAAAAUACGUACUGCGAACACACAGGUCAACAAAGGUGAGGCGAAAUCGGAUGGGGACGAGCCACCACAAUCAGUGAUACAUGCUCCUGCAGGUUUUGGUGACUUUUGCCACUUGUCAGUACGCUUGCACCAUCGAGUGCAUUGAAGUCAUAUACAUCACAUCAAACAGCACAGUCAUCCUCGGGUCAUGAUCUUACGGCGCUCGCAGUUGGGCCUGAAAGCCCUAUAUCACCACC
Molecule: messenger RNA, 659 nt
Organism: Aspergillus fijiensis CBS 313.89
Lineage: Eukaryota; Fungi; Ascomycota; Eurotiomycetes; Eurotiales; Aspergillaceae
Exons: 6
Coding region: 239-568 (109 amino acids)
Source: RefSeq, a predicted model, not a curated record